This is a messenger RNA of Ilex paraguariensis (yerba mate), 201 nucleotides long. The record is from the annotation of a GenBank genome assembly. NCBI's taxonomy places the organism in Eukaryota, Viridiplantae, Streptophyta, Magnoliopsida, Aquifoliales, Aquifoliaceae.
UUUAAUGGUGAGCACACUUUUAAUGGACCAGUUGGGCAAGUUUAUGUCUUGGUAUUUGUGGGUAAUGACUUGCUUUUUGCUGAUGACAUCAUACUAGCCUGGAAAUCCAGUUUUGUAAUCAGUUGCCCUGAACCGGCUGCAUCGCUGAAGGGUUACACCUGUGCUGUGCUUUCGCUCGUUGUUGGAGCCAAUAGGCUCUAA